AUUUGCUUUUGGUCUUAACUGAGCAGUCAAUCCGACGUGUACUGUUGUCUGUAGUGAAUAGAAAAGGGAGGAAAGGAAAGGUAGAAAAUGUGAAGAGAGAAAUUAGCAGGACCCGAAUUCGAUGGGAUUCCUUCCUCAAAUGCUACUACUACACUUCUCUCUUUCUCUAUAAGAUUAAAAUAUUGGAUAUCUUGUUGUCCUGUUACAGUUGAAAAGAAGGCUCGAGUUUGUUGUAGAACGACAGAAGUUGUCUAUUUUCCGGUAGUAAACAAUGGCGAGGUUAACUUUUUGUUCAAUAUGAAACUAUACCAUACAAGUACAACACAGCUUGAACGAAUGGUUUUUCUCAACCCGGGUGUAUAAAUUGUAUCAUUGAGUUUAAGGGCUCAAGUAAAAUGAUGGGUAAGGAAAUUGUGCCACAAAUUAACAGGGCAGAUAGUGUGGAAGGUUGCUCGCCUACCGGCAAUGACAAUUUAAAGUCUUAUUCACGUUGUAGUUCAGACAUGGAGGCUGACUUAGAAACCUGUCGUGUAUGCCAGUGUGCUGAAUCAGACAAAAGGGGAGAUGCUGCCUUAGAGUUUCUAGGUGUUACUCCUCCUUUUCAAGAAGCACAUAAAAGCAAUGGGGUACUGAAGCCUGAUACCAAACUAAUUAUGAAACAUGCUGAAAGAGAUGUCUCUGUUAAGAAGAAUGUAAGAGAAUCCCAUUUCAUGGAACUUGUAAGUCCUGAUGGGGAGGUUCUCAUUUGUGAUGCUGAUGUAGAAAUGGGCUCAUGUGACUAUCAAGAUGCGUUAACUGAGCUCGGUUGCUUGUGCAAAAAUGACCUUGCUCUGGUACACUAUGCUUGUGCACUCAAAUGGUUUGUUAACCAUGGUUCUACUGUUUGCGAAAUAUGUGGUCAUGAAGCUAAAAAUAUUAGAGCUGCAGAUUACAGAAAGGUUUUGGCUUCUUUGAAAGAAUAUGAGACUCUAAGAGAAAGGACUGCCAGUGGAGAACCCUAUCCUGCCCAGGUUCCCUCAAGUACAGGUGUAGACCCUGAUGCUGUAGCUGCUAUCCGAAGGCAACGGUUGAGUGAGAUUUCGCUAUGGUUUAGUCCACACAACAACAAUAACAACCAUGUUGCACUUUCACAAGCAUCUGAACAACCUCUGAAUAAUGUAACUGAAGAGGUUUUCCCGGCUGAAAAUCCUGCAACUAGGUGGGCUGUGGAAGGUACUGGGAUUUUGCUGGCUACAGGUUUACUUACUGUUACUCUUGCUUGGAUUAUAGCACCUCGAGUCGGUAAGAAAACUGCCCAAAGUGGUCUUCAUUUUCUUCUUGGGGGCAUUUGUGCUCUUACAGUAGUUGUAUUCUUUCGCUUUUUUGUGCUUACCAGAAUCAAGUAUGGGCCUGCACGCUACUGGGCGAUUUUGUUUGUGUUUUGGUUUCUUGUCUUUGGUAUUUGGGCUUCCCGGACACAUGAGAUGCAAAUGGUGAAAAGUGGGGGCGGUUUUCAUUUACCACUACCAUUGCCACCAUUAUUUAUUGUACUUUUCUUACACCACUUUAUGUUUCAUUUGCGACAAUGCAAUGCGUUGGGUAACGGAUUUCCCAUCAGCGUUUCAGGAUUUCCAUUUGGAAUUGUUCAUAUAUUAAAGCAGAAAAUGUGAUGAGUAUAAAUAGAGAAUAUACCUAUUUAGUUCCUUGUUGUACACUUAUUACCUAUUAUUUAAUUAAUAUUAUUUUAAUA
This is a messenger RNA of Humulus lupulus (European hop), 1729 nucleotides long. RefSeq lists its product as uncharacterized. NCBI's taxonomy places the organism in Eukaryota, Viridiplantae, Streptophyta, Magnoliopsida, Rosales, Cannabaceae. The record is from RefSeq and is a predicted model, not a curated record. The transcript is spliced from 5 exons. Bases 396 to 1649 code for a protein of 417 amino acids. Gene Ontology annotation, molecular function: zinc ion binding.